AUGUUUGGAACGAUGGCCCGGCAGACUACCGCGCCUUCGGCGUUCGGCACGCUGCACAAGCAGUAUGUUACUUCUCUCUACCGGCGUUUCCUGCGCGACUCGCUCGACUGGAAUAUCCGUCGCGAUUUGUGGCGCGCCGACGCCCAGCACAUCCGUGCCGAGUUUGAGCACAACCGCAACGUGCGGAACCCCAGGGAGCUCGCCUCGAUCCUCAACCGCGCUGAGGAGAAGCUUGCGAGCCGCAAGCACCCUGACCCAUACAAGCGUACGUAUGGGCGCAAGAGUGAGACUGACCGCAGCGCCGACCCGCGUAUGUUCACCGACGAGGAAAAGUCCGAGUCGCUCAAGGACCAGCGCGUGUAG
Messenger RNA from Malassezia japonica, 363 nucleotides. RefSeq lists its product as uncharacterized. Gene Ontology annotation, biological process: mitochondrial electron transport, NADH to ubiquinone. The record is from RefSeq and is a predicted model, not a curated record. The transcript is spliced from 2 exons. The coding region runs from base 1 to 363 and encodes 120 amino acids. Lineage: Eukaryota; Fungi; Basidiomycota; Malasseziomycetes; Malasseziales; Malasseziaceae.